Messenger RNA from Aureobasidium melanogenum CBS 110374, 1065 nucleotides. Its product is annotated as STE3-domain-containing protein. Gene Ontology annotation, biological process: G protein-coupled receptor signaling pathway. Gene Ontology annotation, cellular component: membrane. The record is from RefSeq and is a predicted model, not a curated record. Gene Ontology annotation, molecular function: mating-type factor pheromone receptor activity. Bases 1 to 1065 code for a protein of 354 amino acids. Lineage: Eukaryota; Fungi; Ascomycota; Dothideomycetes; Dothideales; Saccotheciaceae. The transcript is spliced from 2 exons.
AUGGCUACUCAAGACGAGAAUUACGUGAUUGUCGAAGACCACAUCAUACCUCAAGGAAUACUUCUCGCUGUCCUGGCCCCGCUAUUCUUGAUCCUCAACUUUCCACCGUUGAUAUGGCAUCUCCGCAAUCGCAAUACAGCCGCUGUCUUUAUGGUCUUCUGGAUCAUGCUGAUGAACUUCAUCAGCAUCAUCAAUGUCAUCAUAUGGCCGUACAUCGACAUGCGCCACAUGUAUGAUGGGCAAGGUCUCUGCGAUGUCGAGGUCAAGCUGUUGGGAGGUCGUAUCACAGGACUCAAUGCUGCAGUUUUGUGUCUUCUGCGAGCUCUUGCUGCCGUGCUGAAUACAGACAAAACUUUGCUCGGGCCUUCUAAAGCGCAGAAGAGGAGAAAUACAGCUAUUGAACUUGCCUGGUGUGUUGGUCUGCCGCUUCUGACUAUGGUCCUCCAGUACAUCGUACAAUUGAACCGCUUUGGACUGAUUGGAGUGUCUGGUUGUCAAUUGAUGGCCUACAGCAGUCGAAUAAGUUUCGUGCUCAUCUGGCUCGCUCCAAUCAUCACCAACGCAGUAGCCGUAUACUACGCAACCCUCGUCAUCAUACGCCUCCACAAAUACCGCUCCUCCUUCAACAACAUCCUCUCCAGCAACAAAACAACGCGCAGCCGCUUCUUUCGCCUCUUCGCCAUUUCUUCUAUUCUCAUCCUCGGCAUCACACCCGUUCAAAUCUAUAUCAUCGUCACGCAAUACCCACACCAAAAUCUCCCCUUCAAUUUUUCGAGACUGCACAACCCGGCCACUUGGAAUUCGUCGAUUGUCAUGCCGUCGACAGUUCUUUAUGACAGAUGGGCUAAUCUCGCUUGUGGCUUCUUGGUGUUUUUGUUCUUUGGCUUGGGGAGGGAUGCUAAGAAUAUGUACAGAGAGUGGUUGGUGAAAAUGGGGUUGGGAAGGUUGUUUCCAGUCUUGGUGGCGCCUGAGGGGAGGGGGUCUUCGCCGAGAGGAGCGGUAUCGACGAAUGGUAGUAAGAUGCCUUUGAGGAGGGAUGGCUCGUGGAAUAAGACGGAGAGGUAA